AUGACAGAAGAAAUAACAUAUGCUAAUCUGACAUUUGGAAACAGCCAUGAACUGGAUAAUAUUGCAGAGUCUAAAGAUACUAAGGAAAAAGGGCCUCCCACCUUGUCCCGCUCUUGCUGGCCAGUAGUCCUGAUUUUGUUCACACUGUGCCUGGCAUUGCUGAUGGCGUUGGUGACCCUGGCAGUUUUAUUUUUCCAGAUUGCCAAGGACUACAAGACACAACUCAGAGAUCUCAACAUGACGAAGAAUGAGCUGCAUGCAAAUUUCUCAAAUAUGCUGCGAGCAAUAGGAAAUCAGUUGUGUUUGGAAGGGGAAAAAGACCUUAAAAAUAAUGGCCAGAACUGUGUACUCUGCCCUGCAAGCUGGAAGUGGGAAGGUGGCGAUAUGUGUUACUACUACUCCGAGGAACAGAUGUCAUGGGAACAGAGUCACCAGUUUUGUUCCUCACAAAACUCUACUCUUCUUCUGAUAAAAGAAGCAGCAAAGCUGGAAUUGGUAAAAAAAUUUCCUGUGAAAACAUACUGGCUUGGAUUAACAUUCAGAGCUGAACAGAAAGGCUUGUAUUGGACAGACAACACAGCUCUUACAGAAGAACAAAAGUCUUGGGUAAAUCAUGUAAGCUCCUUCCAAUCCUGUGGAUAUUUUUAUUACACUUCCAUAUACAGCCAACCAUGUAAAGGUGAUCUUUACUAUGUCUGUGAAAAGCCCGCCAUCCAGUUACGGCGAGGUAACAACCAUUGGCAGGAGGACUGGUUUGUCAGACCAAAAUGA
This is a messenger RNA of Cariama cristata (Red-legged seriema), 771 nucleotides long. Its product is annotated as C-type lectin domain family 12 member B-like. Gene Ontology annotation, molecular function: signaling receptor regulator activity. Bases 1 to 771 code for a protein of 256 amino acids. Lineage: Eukaryota; Metazoa; Chordata; Aves; Cariamiformes; Cariamidae. The record is from RefSeq and is a predicted model, not a curated record. The transcript has 6 exons.